Molecule: messenger RNA, 684 nt
Organism: Capsella rubella
Lineage: Eukaryota; Viridiplantae; Streptophyta; Magnoliopsida; Brassicales; Brassicaceae
Product: histone H2A.6
Exons: 2
Coding region: 77-469 (130 amino acids)
Cellular component (GO): nucleosome
Molecular function (GO): structural constituent of chromatin; protein heterodimerization activity; DNA binding
Source: RefSeq, a predicted model, not a curated record
AAUUUUCGAUUUUUGCGCUACAAAAUAUAUAAAAAAGCUCUUUUGGUUUGUUUGUUUGUUGUUGUUGUCGGAAAAAAUGGCUGGUCGUGGUAAAACUCUUGGAUCCGGUGCGGCGAAGAAAGCUACGUCACGGAGUAGCAAAGCCGGGCUUCAAUUCCCGGUGGGUCGUAUCGCUCGUUUCUUGAAAGCUGGUAAAUACGCCGAACGUGUUGGUGCUGGUGCUCCGGUUUAUCUCGCCGCCGUUCUCGAGUAUUUGGCCGCCGAGGUUCUUGAACUCGCUGGAAACGCAGCAAGAGAUAACAAGAAGACACGUAUUGUUCCUCGUCACAUUCAGCUCGCUGUUAGAAAUGAUGAGGAGCUAAGCAAGCUUCUUGGAGAUGUGACGAUUGCUAAUGGAGGAGUGAUGCCUAACAUCCACAAUCUUCUUCUCCCUAAGAAGUCUGGACCUUCUAAGCCUCAGGAGGAUUAGGUCUCUACAGGAGAUAUAGAACACGUCUUGCUGACUCUUUUGUUAUGUUUGGCUUCUGAUCGAAAUAAACAAAUAACUAAGCUAGUGCUUUUGUUUAGGUGCUUUUGUGUUCUUUCAGUUUGUUUAGGGCUUUGUUUCUUUCUUUUUGUUUCACUUUGCGUGUGAAUAUAUCAAAGUAUUUUACUAUUUUACAUAAUUGAGUUCAGGAGUUUCUA